Aspergillus steynii IBT 23096 is the source of this 731-nucleotide messenger RNA. Its product is annotated as aegerolysin family protein. Lineage: Eukaryota; Fungi; Ascomycota; Eurotiomycetes; Eurotiales; Aspergillaceae. The coding region runs from base 51 to 548 and encodes 165 amino acids. Gene Ontology annotation, biological process: symbiont-mediated hemolysis of host erythrocyte. The transcript has 2 exons. The record is from RefSeq and is a predicted model, not a curated record.
CUUGACAUAACAAACAUCGUAUCUCAACUGACUCACUCACACUCAUCAACAUGUCCAACAUGUCUACUAUCGAUGCCGCCGAGGUGCUGAACAAGUACAACUCCCAAUGGGUCGAGUUUCACAUCCGUGACCACCUCGAGAAGGGCGAGAUCUCCAUCCGCCAUACCGUCAUCGAAGGCGGCGAAUUCCACAACCCCGACACCACCAAACCCAUGACCGAAGACGACGUCGACGAACUGACCAUCCCGUCCUACGGCGUCGGCGAGAUCUGCGCCCGCGGCAGAAGAGGCAGCGAAGGCCGUCUGGACCUGUUCCACGACGACGAAAAGAUCUGCGAACUGCACUGGGACAAUCGCCAGGAGAAUGGCCUCAACUUGGUCGAGGUGCUGGACGGAAGUAAGCAGUACAGAGUGGAGCAUGGGGGAUGGAGCCCAGAGGCGGGACCUCUGGGCCAUGUGUACGUUGACAUCUGGGAGAUGAAGAAGAAGCUCGAGGAGAAGAAGAUGCUGGAGCAGAAGAUCGAGGAGAUGCAGAAGACUGCUGCUUGAUUUACGGCGUUCUUGCACUUGCCAGCGUGGGUGGGGUGUUUUGGUUUGUUUCGGGUUUACUUUUUUAUUUUAUUUGCAUGAUCUAUCUAUCUCGCAUCGACAUUAACGCUGGAAGUGAUGUUGCUAGUGACUGGGAAAUUGUUAACAUACUAUGUAUCAACGGAAUGAAUAUAAUUAUUGAAA